Molecule: messenger RNA, 1422 nt
Organism: Trachymyrmex cornetzi
Lineage: Eukaryota; Metazoa; Arthropoda; Insecta; Hymenoptera; Formicidae
Exons: 5
Coding region: 36-875 (279 amino acids)
Biological process (GO): synapse organization
Cellular component (GO): neuron projection membrane
Source: RefSeq, a predicted model, not a curated record
AUGAACGCGAGAUGGACGUCUGAAUCGAAGCCGUCAUGGCCCCGUUUCUAUUGAUCCUGCCGUUGCUGGCAUCGCUGCGCUACCUGAUACAGCCGAUCGAUGGCGCAAUUGAACGAGGCGGUUCGACAAAAGAGACCGACCCAGUUGACUCUCGUGCGAGGCCGAAAUUCAUCAAGGAUGUUUUAGCGCAAACCGGUGGAAACGCGCUGCUGCCCUGCCAAUUCAACAGUCCUGGAAUAGUAACGUGGAUCAGGAGAAAAGACAGACAACUGCUUACAGUAGGUAGAAGCACACAUUCUAUAGACACGCGUUUCGUUGUCUCAAACGGUCCUGGCUGGAAUCUACUGAUUAAAAACGUGAAUCACGAAGAUGCAGGUCUUUACGAAUGUCAGAUUCAGACGGAACCAAUGCAGCAGCGAUUCAUACGAUUGAACAUCACGGAGGCGUACUCGGUGAUACCGGGUGGACCGGAUCUCCACGUGAAGCAGGGUUCCAGCCUGCGUUUGGAGUGCCAGUUGAUGGCAGCCGCAGAAUCGCCCAGCUACGUGUUCUGGUAUCGCGAGACGCGCAUGAUAAACUACGACAACGAGCCCGGCGUUCGAUUCGAGCUUAAGAGAAACGGCUCCGUAUUCGUCGUGGAGAAGGUGAAGCUCUCGCAUGGUGCGAAUUACACGUGUUCGCCGAACAACGCCAGACCAGCUCACAUCGUGCUACAUGUCAUCGAAGAGGAAGAGAAACCGGCGGCCAUGCAUGGAGGCGAUCGACGAAAUUCCACGGCGACUACAUCAACCAACACCAUACUGACUCUCGUGGCUCUCCUGAUUAUCGAAAAUGUAAGACGAUAUUUCCAGAUUCUCAUCUGCCACGCCACGUGACUAUUGUAAACCGACAUUUUUGCAAAGUCAAAGUUCGUUGGAAGAAGUUGAAACACUUUGAAUUUUUUUUCUUUUCUAGACUCGAUUCUAGACAUCUUAUCGAACUCAUGUAUCGAAAAAUCACAUUACCUUUAGUUCAUCUCAGAUCUCGCGAGCUGAAACUCUCUGACGAUGAAAUCCAAACGCUCGUGAAAGAAGAUGUGACAGAUUCCGCGUGGGAUCAAAGAAAAACCUAUUUGCGAGUAAACUUAAAGCGAGAGAUUCAACUGCAGACAGUUUUCCGAGAAUCUCUGUAUCCCCAGUGGCGAAAUCUAAGGAGAACUACAAAGUUUCACGUAAUCAUGUAACUUUCGUUUAAAGAAACGUCUUAUCCAAGUGACACUACUUGAUAGAAACUCUGCUUCAACUCGUAACGAGUGAAUAAUAUUCGUGGAAUGAGAUUUGGCCGUCUUUCGACGUGGACGAAUUUGCUCGCGAACUUCAAGAACCAAGUUGUUACCUCGUGUCGUUGGUCAUCAUAAACUCUCGCGUAUUGAAACAGAAGUUU